AUGGGCCAAGCUUAUUCCCUGACGACGCCAUACGCUGGCUCUGCGGGCAUCGACGUCCCUGAGCUAUCGGAUCUGGUACACGAGAGGUCCCUUGGCGAUGCCCGCUUCAUGAAGACCAUUCGCGCCCGCAGUUACGAUGGGCUUGUUCUUGCGAAAGUAACAGUCAAACCGCACACACCCAUGUCUUUGAAGCCCUACGGCGUCAAGAUACUGCAGGAGCGGGAUAAGCUGCGGGACGUACCGAAUGCCCUGGGCUUCGAGCGCGCCUUUGAGACCGAAACGAAUGCCUACCUCAUACGACAGUUCAUGUACAGCUCGCUGUAUGACCGACUGUCUACGAGACCAUUCCUCGAGGACAUGGAGAAGAGAUGGGUCGCAUUCCAGCUGUUGUGCGCCCUCCGAGACUGUCAUGCCCGGGACAUAUACCAUGGAGAUAUCAAGACGGAGAACAUCCUGGUUACCUCUUGGAACUGGGUGUAUCUCACCGAUUUCACAUCAUCUUUCAAGCCGACCCAUCUACCCGACAACAACCCUGCACUAUACUCGUACUUCUUCGACCUCUCCGGCCGAAGGACAUGCUAUAUCGCGCCCGAGCGAUUUCUCGCCCCCGGCGAAGAGGCAAAGGAGAACGAUAAGAUCACCUGGGCCAUGGACAUAUUCAGUGCUGGGUGCGCCAUAGCCGAGUUGGUUCUUGAAGCACCGAUUUUCAGUCUCAGCCAACUGUACAAGUUCCGUCGCGGCGAGUAUGAUCCCGUCAUCUCUCAUCUGAGCCGAAUACCAGACCAGAACCUGAGAGAAAUGCUGUCAAGUAUGGUUGCCCUAGAUCCGGAGAAGCGCUACUCCGCGGAACAGUAUCUCGACAUCUUCAAGGGCAAGGUGUUCCCAGAGUACUUCUACACAUUUCUCCACCAGUAUAUGGAGCUGCUCACAGAUACUUCUUCGGGCCGAGCACCUGUUUCAGGGGCUGCAAGAAAUCUGGGCGAGGCCGAUGACAGAAUAGAUAGGGUGUUUUACGACUUCGACAAGAUUGCUUACUUUCUGGGUUACAACGACGGGAAGAAGCAGUCGGAAGUGACACCAUUUACUCCCUGCCUAGGCCUGGGCCUAUUUCCGGUGAGGCUCAAUAUUCCCAACAACGAACACUAUGUCUCUGUCACAGCUCAACCCGCUGCGGAUGAUGGUACUUUGAUAUUUUUGUCUCUGAUUGCGGCUUCUCUACGAAAUACCGCUCGGGCAGCCUCAAAAGUGCGUGCAUGCGAUGUACUGUUAGCAUUCUCGGAAAGGUUGACGGACGAGGCCAAAUUGGACCGAGUUCUCCCAUACUUGAUGAUGCUGCUCAACGAUGAUGUUGAUGUGGUAGCGAUUGCGGCACUACGCUCAGUGACCCAGCUCCUGGCCAUGGUCACCGCAGUUACUCCUGUCAAUGCUCAUGUAUUCCCCGAAUACAUCAUGCCACGAAUGCAGGUAUUCUUGGCUGGUGCGUCACGACAGUUGGUCAUGGGUAAAGAGCGCAGAGAGCCGACGGCACUGGUAAGAGCUACUUACGCCUCUUGCUUAGGCAGCUUAGCAAGUACAGCGAGUCGUUUCUUAGAUAUGACUGCAAUUCUAAGGGCCGAAGGAUCCAUAGCCACGGCAGACCCCGAGAUCGAAGCUGGAAGCGAUGCAGAAGCUGCUUUCGACAACUUGUUCGACAAUGCUCAACGAGAGUUGGUAGAGCUGUUCGAAAACCAUGCAAAGGCUAUGGUAGAGGACUCGGACGCAUCAGUGCGGCGAGCUUUUUUGAGCUCUGUUCCGGAGCUUUGCAUGUUCUUCGGCAGUGCAGAAUCGAAUGAUAUCCUUUUGACCCAUCUUAACACGUAUCUCAAUGAUCGGGACUGGAUGCUGAAAUGUGCUUUUUUCGACACAGUUGUUGGCAUUGCCGCGUUUCUCGGAAGCACAAGUCUGGAAGAAUUCAAUCUACCAUUGAUGGUGCAGGCAUUGACAGAUCCAGAAGAGCACGUAGUGCAAGCCGCAUUACACUCUUUGGCCGAACUCGCGAAUCUGGGUCUUCUGUCCAAGACAAAAACAUGGGAACUGAUUGACGUCGUGGGCCGCUUUACCAUGCACCCGAAUAUAUGGAUUCGAGAGUCAGCCGCAGAAUUCCUCUCCAACGCCACGAAGCUUCACUCAUCCGCAGACAUCAGAUGUGUCAUAUACCCGCAGAUCAGGCCCUUCUUGAAGGAUGCCGUUAUCCCCGACUUCACCGAGCUAGAUCUCCUUGAUGCCUUACAGAGACCACUGUCUCGAACAGUGUACGAUCAAGCCCUGGUAUGGGCACAAAAGGCCGACAAAAGUUUAUUCUGGAAAGCAGUGCAAAAGCAAAAACAAUCAACUUUCACAAUCACCUCAAUGGGGAUGGCUAGGUCAUCACGAGAGCCGCAGUCAUUAGCUUUGAGUAAGACGUCCAAGAGUGAAGAAGACGAACAGUGGAUAUCGCGGUUACGUAACUAUGGGUUGAGUCAAAACGACGACUUCAAGCUUUUAGUACUGAGAGAAUUCAUAUGGCGGUUGAGUCGGAUGCGAGAUCGAGAACCAGUGCUCCCAGAAGGAGGUACAGGCCUCGCCCCAAUUUUGCUUCUACGAAACAUCAUGGACAAACUCCAGGUGCAAACAAUCAUGUUUGAUGAGACCGCAACACCUCUAGAUCCGAAAUACGGUUCGUCAGACCAAAAUAAGGGCCCGUAUACGAUUGCUGAUGCUCUAAUGGACGCAUCAAUGACUAUUGAUGAGCCGAUGUCUCGCAGACGAAUCGCUGCAUUUAACACGCAUCGUUCAAGGCUUAGUACCGGCGAUGCCAUAUCUCCUCGCGCGUCCGUUUCUCCAGGCCCUGCAUCUCCGAACGAUGCAGACUUCAGGCGUUCUAGCUCCCUGGCUCGCGGACGUCAGGACAACCGCGAUGAAAGCGCGAACCAAACACAAAGACCUUAUUCUGCCAGGCGGGCUGUUCAACACCAAUCCAGUGCACUCGACUUGCUAAGGAAGGACAGCAACAGGUCCGCAGCAGAGACCGGCACGACUGAAACUAAUGCUUUCGGUCUGGUCGGAGGACCUUUCAUGCAAAAUGCACCCAAGAUCGCGUUACCUGGCACAGCCGAAGAGAACAUUGAUUUGACUACUCAAGAGGAUAAAAGCUACCGACAAAAGGCCUCACAUACUUACGAGGGUAAUGAUCCGAGCAUUCUUAAAAUGCUGGAUAGUAUGUUUAUUGACAAUUACCCGCAUGAUAUUGCCGAGUUCGGCCCUCUGGUGGCGCCGGUAUCCAGGAAAACCAACAAGAAUGCUGCUCAAGCUCCAGCCGAGGCAUGGCGACCAAGCGGUAGGCUGGUUGCAACUUUCGCGGAACACACUGGUGCAAUCAAUCGUGUUGUCCCCUCUCCGGAUCAUAUGUUCUUUAUUACAGGAGGCGAUGAUGGCUCAGUCAAGGUUUGGGACUCGGGCAGGCUCGAGCGAAAUGUCUCUCACCGUGCACGUCAAACCCACAAGCAUGCUCUUGGAGCAAGAGUCAUCGCCUUAUGUUUUAUCGAGAACACGCAUUGUUUCAUCAGUUGUGCAACUGACGGUUCAGUACACAUUGUCAAAGUGGACAUCAUCAUGUCAAGCAAUGGCACGCCGAAGUAUGUGCGAUUGAGACUGCUCCGCGAAUACCAAUUACCUGCAGACGAAUACGCCGUAUGGUGCGCGCACUUCAAGCUUGACCUACCCUCCGUUCUGCUUCUCGCCACAAACCGAUCUCGUAUUUUAGCUAUCGAUCUAAGGACGAUGACGCUGCUUUAUACACUGGAGAACCCAGUUCACCAUGGUUUCCCCACCUGUUUUGUUGUCGAUCGUAAGCGUUAUUGGCUCUUGCUAGGUACAUCACAUGGUGUCCUGAAUUUGUGGGAUCUCCGAUUCAAGCUCAGACUGAAGAGUUGGGGUGUUCCUGGGAAGUCACCCAUCCACCGUUUAGCAUUGCAUCCGAGUAAAGGCCGCGGCAAGUGGGUGUGCGUGGCAGGCGGUACAGGCCUGCCUGAAAUCACUGUCUGGGACAUUGAAAAGACACAAUGCCGUGAGAUCUACCGCACAGCUGGUACAUCAAAAGACGGCCCUAGGGAGUACAAAGCGUGGGACGUCGACGAGGACAAGCCUGAAGGCAUGCUUAGUCGCUUUGCUACUAGCAUAGAACCUUCCUCACAAAACACCGUCGACCGCUGCAUUAAGGCUAUGGCAGUGGGUGCAGGAACAACAGGUGACCAUGACCGCGACGUUCGCAACGGCUACAUCAUCACUGGUGGAGCAGAAAAGAAGCUGCGCUUCUGGGAUCUUAAUAGGAUCGAGCAGAGUAGCGUCUUCAGUGGCUUGGUACCAAAAGAUGAUGCGAGCUCCAGCAAACCUGUUUUCGUCGCACAUACCUCACCUAGCAAUCCUAACCUGACAAUAAAUAUGGAGCGGCUACCCAAGUCCUCUUCAGCCGAUGCCGAUCAAGCAUCAGGCAAAAACGGUGAGCCUUCCUCAACAUCGACAAAGAAGAGGGAUAAACCACCCCGGCACACAGUCAUAUCGGCGGAGCAAGGCAGGUUGCUUAGGAGCCAUCUGGACACUAUUCUUGACGUAGCGGUGCUGGAGAACCCGUACACGAUGACCAUAUCUGUUGACCGCUCCGGCGUCAUCUUCGUGUUCCAAUAG
Truncatella angustata is the source of this 4701-nucleotide messenger RNA. RefSeq lists its product as uncharacterized. Gene Ontology annotation, cellular component: late endosome; phosphatidylinositol 3-kinase complex, class III, type II; nucleus-vacuole junction. NCBI's taxonomy places the organism in Eukaryota, Fungi, Ascomycota, Sordariomycetes, Amphisphaeriales, Sporocadaceae. The transcript has a single exon. Gene Ontology annotation, molecular function: protein binding; ATP binding; protein serine/threonine kinase activity. Bases 1 to 4701 code for a protein of 1566 amino acids. The record is from RefSeq and is a predicted model, not a curated record. Gene Ontology annotation, biological process: protein targeting to vacuole; protein phosphorylation; late endosome to vacuole transport.